AUGUACGACUAUGUGCAUGUCGACGAGAAGUGGUUCUAUCUGACAAAGGUCAAACGAAGGUACUAUGUUUAUGAUGACGAGGAAGUGGCUGCACGUUCAGUCAAGUCGAAGAAAUUCAUCACUAAAGUGAUGUUUCUUGCUGCUGUUGCUAGGCCCCGUUUCGACCAUCAUUCCAAGAAACAAUGGGAUGGCAAGCUUGGUGUCUGGCCUUUCGUUCACGUGUCGCCAGCUGCGCGUGCAAGCAAGAACCGACCAAAAGGCACCCUGCAUACUGUUCCUCUCGCUGUCGACGCCAAGGUGUACAGCGAUGCGAUCAUGGACAAGGUUGUGCCGUCGAUCCAACUCAAGUUUCCUGGCGAUUGGAGGCGCAGACAAGUGCUUAUCCAACAGGAUAAUGCAAGCCCACAUCGCCGUGUGACCUCGGAAUUUCUCCAGCAACAAGGCAUUCGCAAAGCCUUCGUGGACUACGUUAAAGACUACGCUGUAAGCGAGAACAAGCAUGUUCGAGUGAAGUCUCGUGGUGGGAACAAUAGAACCGUGGUGUGCACAGUACCGCUCUGUCCAUUUUUGGUCACGGCGUACAAGCGCAUGUCCAGCACUUCUCCAACGCAGCCAUUUGUCCUAUCAUUCGCCAACGUUGAGCACAUGGACUGUACAUCAUCAGCCAAACCCUCUGCCCGCCAGAUCGCGAACAUAUCCAGCGUCAAUAGUGCAGUCCACGCGGAUCGCCGCGUCUCUGCAGCGUUUGUACAGAGCCAAGAACAAGUCGUCCACUCAGUCAACCUCGACACGAGGCAACGAAACGUCUAUCGAGCGAAAAAGUAUGUGCGGGACGAACUUGAAACGGUAGACAACCAGUCGUAA
This is a messenger RNA of Aphanomyces astaci, 864 nucleotides long. RefSeq lists its product as hypothetical. Lineage: Eukaryota; Oomycota; Saprolegniomycetes; Saprolegniales; Verrucalvaceae. The coding region runs from base 1 to 864 and encodes 287 amino acids. The transcript has 2 exons. Gene Ontology annotation, molecular function: nucleic acid binding. The record is from RefSeq and is a predicted model, not a curated record.